AUGGCUCCCAACGAUCCAUUUAAAAGUAGUGACGAAUCUAAGCAGAAGGGCCAUGUGUUCGACAGGGUAUCGACGGGGUCACGGUUUAUGCCUGUUACAUUCAGAAACGACGAGGCCAUAUACGAAGCAUCGAAUCAGUACCAAAACUUCUAUCAUUUAAGGCAAGAAUGUCUUGCUCAAAAAACCCUUUUCAAAGACCCGGACUUUCCCGCGACCGAACGUUCCCUUGCGAUGCCGAACAUCGCCAACGUCCGUUGGCGGAGGCCGCACGAUAUCACCCCCAAGGCGCGAUUCUUCGUAGAUGGUGCGUCACGGUUCGACAUCUGCCAGGGUGCGUUGAACGAUUGUUGGUUGUUAACGGCUGCCGCCAACCUAACUGCUCACCCGUGGCUGUUCAAGCGGGUCAUUCCGGAAGAUAAUGGAUUCGAGGGUGACCAGUACGCGGGAAUAUUUCAUUUCCGCUUCUGGCAGUUCGGCCAGUGGGUUGAGGUGGUGAUCGAUGACAGACUGCCGACGGAUGCCGAUGGGAAGCUGAUUUUCGGACGAUCUGCCAGUCGGAACGAGUUCUGGAGCGCUUUACUGGAGAAAGCGUACGCGAAGUUUUACGGAUCCUUUGGGGCGCUCGAUGGCGGAACAGCGCGGGAGGCGAUGCAGGAUCUUACGGGAGGUCUGACUGAGUUUUUCAAUCCUAAAAAGAUUAUUGGAAAGGAGGAGCAGCUGUGGGAUAUUCUAUGUGGCGGUUUUGAGCUGGGAUCUCUGUUUGCUUGCAAUUUAAAGAGUGAUCCAUCGGGGGAAACUAUCCCUACUGGCGAAGGACUCCUGCGAGGCCACGCGUACUCCAUUUCCAAAGUUCACACGAUCGAGGGCCUGCACAGUGAGGGUACAUCUUCGGUAAGACUGCUACGGGUGCGCAAUCCGUGGGGUAUGGGAGGAGAAUGGAAUGGCCGCUGGAGCGACAAAUCUCGCGAGUGGAAUGCAAUCGAUGCUCGAGAACGCAAACGAAUGGGUUUGACGAUCGAGAACGAUGGCGAGUUUUGGAUCGAGCUGAAUGAUUUCAUCAAAUACUUUGACCGAUUGGAGGUCUGCCAUCUCUCGCCGGAACUGCACAGUAUCGAGGAGGGCGAGUCAGAUGAAGUACCAUCGCAAAGUAUCUUUCGCUGGCAGGUGAGCUCCCUCGAUGGCCAAUGGAUAUGUGACACAACCGCCGGUGGUAACGUGACCUUCCUGGAAACGUUUUCACUGAAUCCGCAGUACACGGUCAACGUUCAGCAAAGCACUUCCAGUUCGUCCGUGGUUAUUGCGUUAAGCCAAAAGUUUCGCCGGAUCGAUGCACUCCCCAGUCUCACGAUUGGUUUCAUCGUGUAUCGCGUGACGAGAGAGGAUCUCCGUCAGAAACCGGUACCGAUGGAGUUCUUCAAGAACAGUGACCACGCCAUCGUUGGUAGAUCCAUCUACAUUAACGCGCGUGAGGUGAGCUGUCGGUUAAACCUGGAUCCUGGACUGUACCUUGUCAUUCCAUCGACGUUCGAGCCAAGGGAGGAAGGCGAGUUCUUGCUGCGCAUCUUCACCACGCAGGGAAACACACUACAUGAAAACGAUGCCAUUCUAUGCUUUGGCACGAUCGACGAUCGUGUCCCCGAGCAGAAUCAACUGUUCGACUCACCGAGGUGGCCAUUGCUGGCGGAUGCAUUCUACAAUCUGACCGACUCGAAACAACGAAUCGAUCAGCAUAGGCUACAAGAGAUCCUGUGGAAACACUUCUUCUAUCGGACCACUUGUGGCUCAACAAAUAAGAAGGACUUGAAUGCUACACACUCCAAACGUGCUGCUUCCUCCCCUUGGAGAAAGAUCUUUUCCUACCUGCAACAAAUAUGCUCCUGCUUCUGGCUACAUUCGAUACAUCGCAGACGUGAGGCACAAUCUAUCGGCAAUUUACUUGAACAAGAUGACAAUUCACGCCGAGUAGAGCUAGAGCAAAUCACCAAAUUGCUGAUAUCUCGUACAGGCGACGAAAAGGUCCUCGGAUACGAUCAAUUUCGUACGAUCGUGCGCGAUGUGUACCAGUGGGAAUGCGUCUUCAGGCUGUACGAUACGGAUGGCAGUGGUGAACUAGAUCGCAAGGAACUGCGAAGUGCAUUGCGGUCUUCAGGUUUCAACAUAAACAACCGAAUACUGUGCAAAGUGUUGCGACAGGUCGAAAAGCUUGACCGAGCCCAGAUCGAAUUAAUCGAUUUCGUCCUGUGCGCUGCAGAAUGUCGACAUGCGAUCGAUGUCGUUCAUCAAAAACCUUGAACGUCGUUGAAAACAGCUAUGAAUCUGCGUACUUCUACAAAAUAAAAUAACCUAUUCUACUUUCCCAUCCCACCAUUUUUAAUCCUUUAUUCCGAAUAAAAACA
Anopheles coustani is the source of this 2396-nucleotide messenger RNA. Its product is annotated as calpain-B-like. NCBI's taxonomy places the organism in Eukaryota, Metazoa, Arthropoda, Insecta, Diptera, Culicidae. Gene Ontology annotation, cellular component: cytoplasm. Bases 1 to 2292 code for a protein of 763 amino acids. Gene Ontology annotation, biological process: proteolysis. The transcript has 4 exons. The record is from RefSeq and is a predicted model, not a curated record. Gene Ontology annotation, molecular function: calcium ion binding; calcium-dependent cysteine-type endopeptidase activity.